Anguilla anguilla (European eel) is the source of this 3126-nucleotide messenger RNA. It is a transcript of the gene slc25a40, whose product is annotated as solute carrier family 25 member 40. The record is from RefSeq and is a predicted model, not a curated record. Bases 288 to 1421 code for a protein of 377 amino acids. NCBI's taxonomy places the organism in Eukaryota, Metazoa, Chordata, Actinopteri, Anguilliformes, Anguillidae. Gene Ontology annotation, biological process: mitochondrial transmembrane transport. The transcript is spliced from 10 exons.
GUGCGUAAACUGAACUGUUCUGCUGUGCGACCAUGUGUGUCCUGUGGUGUGCGUAGAAUUGCAGGCGACACGGUACUCAUUAGCCUGAUGAACAGUAGGUCAACAUAUGAUUGAAUGAAUAACUACCCUAAGUGGCUAAGACCUUCGCCUUUACUGGAAUAGACUAAAGAACGGUUCUCUGGGCUUCAGCUCUGUGUCAUCAUGCCAUUUCAAAAGGGCGAAGAAUUUGAUGAAUAUUUAGCUUGCAAUAAGAUAACGUUAUAGCUACAGCUGCCAGGUAAAGUGAGAUGAACGCCCUAAAGACCGAAGUGAACGGCAUAACGCCGUUCCAGCAGAUGAUCUCUUCUUGCUCUGGGGCUAUCCUCACAUCACUGCUCGUCACACCAUUGGAUGUUGUGAAGAUACGACUUCAAGCUCAGAAAAGUCCGUUUUCCAAAGGUAUUCUGUUUAAUUUGGCAUUUUUUAUUGAAGGCAUAUAUAAUAAAUUAUUUUCUAAGACAAGCAGAUUUUUUGAAGUAUGUUCUUUUUUUUUUUUUUUACCAGGAAAAUGCUUUGUGUAUUGCAAUGGACUCAUGGACCACCUCUGUGUCUGUGAAAAUGGGAACUCCAGGGCGUGGUAUAAAGCCCCUGGACAUUUCACUGGAACUCUGGAUGCAUUCAUUUCCAUUGUUCGCAGAGAGGGAAUCAAGUCCUUGUGGAGCGGACUCCCCCCAACACUAGUCAUGGCAGUACCAGCAACUGUCAUCUACUUCACCUGCUAUGAUCAGCUGUGUGCAUUACUGAGGACCAGGAUGGGCAGACACUCUGGGGCGGCUCCGUUACUGGCAGGCGCUAUAGCCAGAGUGGGCUCAGCCACGGUGAUCAGCCCCCUGGAGCUGAUCCGUACGAAGAUGCAGUCCCAGAAGCUGUCCUACAGAGAGCUGAGCGUCUGCAUCCGCACCUCAGUCCAGAGCGAGGGCUGGCUCUCCCUCUGGAGGGGAUGGGGUCCCACGCUGCUCCGGGAUGUUCCCUUCUCAGCCAUGUACUGGUAUAACUAUGAGCAGGGGAAGCGCUGGCUUUGCCAGCACUACAAGACCACGGAGCCCACCUUCACCAUCACCUUCAUCGCUGGAGCGGUGUCUGGAUCUAUUGCCGCCAUUGCGACCCUGCCCUUCGACGUGGUGAAAACGAGGAGGCAGAUUGAGCUCGGAGAGCUUCAGGCUUUGAAUCUCAGCGCGCAGACGUCUCCUUCCACCCUGAGUGUGAUGAGGAGAAUAGUGGCGGAGAACGGCCCAACAGGACUAUUUGCAGGGUUCCUGCCCAGGUUGAUCAAAGUGGCCCCUGCAUGCGCCAUCAUGAUCAGCACGUACGAGCUCGGGAAGGCCUUCUUCCGCAAACGCAACCAUGACAGAGCCCGGCCGACAGUCCAGGCCAGCUCCUGAGCACUGGGGCCCCGGGCCGGCCAAUCACAGGACGCAGAGUACGGGUCCCUGUGGGUGGAGCCGGCACAUCAGCAAAUGGCUUCAAUCGGUGCUAAAACCUAAGGGAAUAAGCACAACAUGCGUUGACUCCACUUAUCCCAGUGAGGGAAGAUCAGAGUAGUCCAGAACCUUUUUUUACGAGGGAAAACCUCAGCCUUGAACAGCAGAUGAAGUCUAGCCAGUGUGCUCAGACAUUUAUGUGUGUGUCUGCGUGUGUGUAAGCAUGUAUCUGGGUGGAUUCCUGUAUUUAAGUCUGGCAGCCUGUGCUGAAGCCCUGUUUGUAGGGACUGCAGUGAAAUGGAUUUGAGCUGUUCUGGCUCAGCCGGUUUUAGCGCCAGUUUGUGCCAAUCAGGUUCCAGAUCUGUGGUGGUAAGGGGGGUAUCACUGGGUCCGAACAAAGCGUAGUUUCAUAUGUUUGUGGCUGCGUUCUCUUCAGUGUGACCACUUUGUUGAUGGCUUUGAACAUGAAGUUUAAGCGAGUGUUGAAGUACUGAGGCCUAAGUGUCUAAGCAUUGUACAUUUUUAUGUAAAUAAAUGUCAGUGUGUUCAGACUUGAAUAUGGAAUAUUAUUUACUUAAUAAUAAUAGUAUUAGAAAAAUUUCCAGUUUUUUAAAAGCAUGUGACAAAAUUCCAGAGUUCCCACAAUCAAAAUGAAGUUGUGGUAGUGGGCAGCAUGGCUCAUGAAAUAAUCAUCAGAUGUUUCUCCAGAUGGUGAAAAAUGUGUUGCACAUUUUUACUGUGGAAAAAAACCGAAUUAUCCUGUGUUCAUUGGUAGUCUGGAUAAUGUUCCACAGUAGCUGAUUUUACAUCUUUAGAGUCUCUUAAUCAGGGAAGAGGCAACAGUGCACUCUUAGGUUAUCUCCAGUUUAAUUUUUGAUUUGUAUUAUAAUCAUAAAUUGCAAAACGUUUAAUUAUAGGUUUCCAUUCUUGACGUUUUUAAAUGUAUUGGUCAAGAAUGAAGUCGUCAGAAUAUCUGGACUCUGUUCAAGUCUGCAAUAUGCCAAGUGUUUUAGACUGCACUAUGAAAUUCACUUAAGGUUUAUGUGAUAAGGAUAUUCUUAAUGUAUUGAAAAUAAAAUAAUAGAUUUGGUAUUCAAAUCUUUUUGAACUUGCAUUUAAGUGCAUUAAUAGUUACACGUUGGGCUUAAAUCAAAGCAAUAAAGUUUCCUUGGGGAUUUUAUAAAGUGAAAAAUAAACAUAGCUUUAAAUGAACAUUUGCAUUUCUUGGCUCAUACACCAGGAGAAGCUUGUCUGUCUGCUGUCCGGAGUAAAAAAAAAGAAAAAAGUAGCAACCAUAGCAUCCAGGCUAACCAGCAGAACAGCAAAUAGCAGAAUUCGCUCUCGGGUCUGCUACACGGAAUCCGGACUCCCGUUGUGUUCAGUGGUCUCUUCAUUCAGGGAUACAGAUCAUCUGGUUCCUUUUCUCAGCUGAACAAUACCCAACCCAUACAAUGGUAAAAUUACCUCAAAUUAUUCAUCUUCAAAGGUACCACUGAAUAUUUUCAUCCGGCUUUGAUUUUUUGACUUUGUUCAAUAAUUUAUUGAGAUAUGUGCCAAACCAAAGAAAAUUAUAAAUAUUGCAAUGUCAGGUCAAUCCUUUUCUCUGUACUCAUAUCAUUAAAAUGAUUUCAGAUAUUGUAUUUUUAUUCUGGAAUACAUGCACUCU